Molecule: messenger RNA, 6693 nt
Organism: Thrips palmi
Lineage: Eukaryota; Metazoa; Arthropoda; Insecta; Thysanoptera; Thripidae
Exons: 10
Coding region: 570-3125 (851 amino acids)
Cellular component (GO): membrane
Source: RefSeq, a predicted model, not a curated record
GUGGGUGUCGACUGGAACGCCCCUGUUCCCCUGUUCUUCUGUCAACCCCUGUCAAAUCGCAACACGAUCUGAUUUUGCCCCAGAAUUCUUUAUCGAAGACAUAAAAUGCCGUGAAUCAACUUUGGUUGGAAUCAGUGCCAUAGAUUAGUGGUCCGUUCAGCCAUUGGCUGCCGUUGGCACGUUCAGUUACUAUGUUUACUAAUGAAGUGUGGGAACGGGUGUCUUGGGCUGGGUAUCAAAACCCUUGUUAAAUCCCCACAUUAACCUGAUAUGACCGAUAUCAGGCCGUAAUUUCAAAGAACUUUCUUUUCUUCGUCUUCAAUUAGCAAUCAUACCAUAGCCUAUUAGACAUCAAAUUGUGAAGAUGUGCCUGCUAACCAGCGCCAUUGUUGGAGCUCUUGAGGAGCUUGAGGAUUCAAGCGUCGUCUGCUAUCAGUCAACUUUUCCAACUUACUGCCCAUCAAUCCCAUCAACUCAGACGGGAUAGUCGUUCUUGUUUUGGAGUACAAUUGCGAGAAAUGUCACCUUCUCGCAAUUGAGCAUAUCAAGAAGGGAACUCAUGGUUGGAAAUGUCAAAUGACGAAGAUACGCCCAUUUCCAUUUUGGAGCUUUGGCGCCUAAAGUUCAACAUGUCUCUUCUUGGAGAAUGCCGUGAUAUCAACGGAUUAGCUGUCAAGCAUGGCCUUAUGUACAUGGCUGGCCCUGGGGAAUGCCACCAGUGUGUGUGUGAGAGUGGCGUGCCAAAGAAUUGCCAAGAUGUUAUGUGCCAUCAACCUCAGAACUGCUCAACAUUCAGAAAGGGGGCACGUUGCUGUGAUUUUGUUUGCCUUGAUGAUCUCUCAUCAGGAAAAACUGAUGUUGUUAGCUUGGAAGGUGACUUUGGGCUCCGUCUUAUAGCUUCAGUCAUCACAGCAAUCCUGUCUUUUUCUCUUCUUUUCUUCCUUAUACAUCGUCUAAGGCAAAGAAAGAUACGUUCUGGACGUCAAAAUAGACAGAUGAAUGAAGAUGAGCGGAGCUUGGGAAGUAUUGGGUACAUAACGGGCUCUUUGGGCUACCUUCCUGGAGCCAUGGAGCGUUACGAAGAACCUGCAGCUCACUUUCCUCACUACCCUUUGUGGAAACCUCCUGGAAAUUACUUUCCUCGAGGGGAGGCGCCACCUCCAUAUGAGGAAGCAGUAGCUGCUACUCGUGCAGAAGCAUUGGCAGUUGCUAUGGCAAGUGGAAAUCUGCAUUCAGCCCAUCCAAACUACAGCCGAGAUGCUCUGAUGGGUGUCAGUGCUUGUAAUUACAACACAUAUUCUGCUGGUAAUUUGCUGAGUGGCACUGCUCAUCGAACAAUCCCUAUCAAUCUUGCAACAAGUGCCAGUUUCACUUUGCAACCUGAUCGCUAUGAUGACAACCCGGCCGCUGGAGGGGCUUCUUGUGUAUCUGUUUCUGCAGGUACAGUGCAGGUCACAGCAACUGUCACUGGGCCACAGAUCCCAAGACCGGAUUUGCUUCACUCUGACAUUGCUCUUAUAAGACAAGGAGAUCCUUCUUCCCGGUCCAGUACCCUCAGACGUAGUGACAUGACAACACGAGCUGAAAUUAGUCACAGGCCAGACCAAAAUCUAAGAGCUGAUGUAGGACGUAAUCAUCGUCCUGAAGCAUUCCAAUGGUCAGACGCUCCUCACAGACCUGAUGCUGGCCAUCGGUCUGAUGGAGUUCAUUGCCCAGAUUCAGCUCAUUGCUCUAAUUCUAGUCAUCGAACGGAUGCUGGACAUCGAUCUGAUAAUAACCAUCGUCUAGAAACUGGGCUUCAAUUAGAAACCGUCCAUGGCAUGGAUGGUAUCCCACGAACAGAACUGAACCAGUACUCAGAUUCUCACCGAAAUGAUGUGAACCACCGACCUGAUAUGCCUCACAGGAAAGAAACUCCGCACCACCUGGAUCCUAGUCAUAGUCACAUUCAAGUGGACAUCAAUGAUCGUUCAAGCCAUAGACCUGAUAAUCAUCACCGUCAUGAUUUUUCACAUCGAGAUGUGGGUCAUAGAGACAUGUGGCGGCAAGAUGCAAAUGACUCAGUGAAUUUCCGAGGGGAUGAAAGAAGACUCCCAUCCAUACCCCUUCCUGAGAAUUCACACUCUCUACCUCCUCACCACUCGCACAGCAUACAUCAUCAAGUUCACAAUGUUGGACAGACUCUUCACCAAACUGCAACAAUCCAUACCCAUUCAUAUGGAAGGCAACUUCAGACAACAACUGUGGGCCAUAUGGAGAUACCUGCUCCAAUCCCAGGCCCAGAUUUGGAUCCAAAGGAUAGGAAGGCUGGGUCCUCCAAAAUGGUCAUCCCACAGUUAGCUAAUGUUCCCAAAUCUGGAACAGGCGUGUACGAAGACUCUUUUCAUACAGCUGUUAUAGAUAGCUCUCAUCUUCACACUGCAACUUUGCGACGAGGGAAGCACCACAGUACAGCAGGAAACGGGAUGGUCACCUUGAGAAGGAACCCAGUACCUGUGGCCACCCCCACACUAAAAAUGGUACCAUCUCAGCCAAUGCUGAGUGACUCUACCUGUGUAGCUUCAAGUGGCAUGCCUGGCCCAACGUCCUCGUCAUCGGCCAUUAGCAUUCCUCCUCCAACCAUACCAUCCAUGGAAGCUCAGAGUAACAUGGCUUGCGUGAGCGCCCCUUCAACUGCGUCUGUGAUGGCAGCCAUUGUAGCGGCCUCACCCCCGAGGUGCACUUGCCCCAAAGCAUCAAGCCCUAGAUGCACUUGCCCAGGAAGCUGCCAUAGUAGCAUUAUGAGCCUAGCUGUGAAUGAGGCCUCCUUGCCCCAGAACAGCAAUGUUUCCCUCGCCCAGGCUGGUCUCGAUGACAAUGAUGAUUAUCGCAGUGAAUGUGAGAAUUGUAAGAGCACUCACAGCUCCAACUAUUAUUUGGAUGCAGAGGAACCAGAGCCUGAAAUAACGAUGACAUUGCAUCGUAAACCUGCGGAUACUAGUGAAGAGAAUGGGAAUGCCUAUUAUCGCACAAGCCUCACUUUGCCCACUCGACACAGGGUGAUUCCUCUCCAUGGUAGCGGAGCAAGAGACAACUGGUUUAGCAGUAUGCCAGAAUCAUCGUCUGAUGAUGAAUCAGAUGAAUGAUAGGUGCAGCAAAAACUCGUGUAUUGGAACCAUGGCCUCAGAAUCAAGAUAUUUCAGUAUUUCAGCCACCAAAGUUUAACUAACUAUGCAAGCAAAGUAUUAUUUUUUUGUGAUUACCUUACAAGUAUUGCCUUUUUUUUUGUUUUAUAGUUUUAUAUAUUAUUUUUUACUUUUUAAUGUCACAUUCCACAGGCUCUGUUUUGCUCUUUUCCUUUUAUACUCAUGCUGGUAAUGAGUUUCAUUUUAUUCAUUUGAUGUUUGGUUUGUUUGUUGUUUCUUUGGGUUGUGACCAUUCAUGCUCAUCAUAAAUAAAUCAAAAUAUGUCACUUCUUGAACCGUUAAGUUAUGACCUUAACUUGUGUGAUUAAAACUGUGUCUUCUUUAUGUUUAGCUCAAUUUGACCUGGACUUACAAUGUUUAAAAAUUUAUUGUAAUAUUUAAAACUUCAUUUAUGCUUGGUUUCACCAUGAUUUAGGAACUGGACUCAUUAUUUAAGUUUCUGUACUACUUUCGGGAGGUAAAUUACUAUUGAUUUAGUAUUAUGCUCACUGACAACUCAUAUAGAAUCAAUCUCACUCCAUAAAAAAAUAACUGGCCAACUGAAACUGUUCAGUCUCCAUCCAUGCACCUCAUAAACAUUUAAGAUUUACUUAAGCUGAGUGUUGUCAAAUUGUAGCUAGGAUAUUAGUGACAGAUGAAACAGUUCAAAUGAUGGGGAGAUAGUUGGAGAAGUAGCCAAAACAAGUUGAACCUGGAAUCUCGUCAGUACAAUUUAUGGAAAGAAGUCUGUAAGUUGAAGCCUAAAGAUUGUAUAUGUAAUGAGUGGACUAAUUAAUGAAAGGAUUUCUUCUUUAGCUGAUAUUGUAAAUAUUGAAACAUUUUCCUUGCCACUACCUAACCUGUGAUACAAAUGUAAUGCUUUGAAUGAGUUGCUAUUUAUUUGUAAUUCUGCAACCAAAUUGCUCAUUUUAUUAUGCUUGAACCUGAAAGUUAUUGUAGUUCUGGAAUACAAAGAAAAGACUACUUUGUAAAACCUAAUGUUACCUAAACUGUUUGUUUGUUUUGUUUCUUUUAAUUUUAAAAUACUCUUAUCCAAUUGUCAGCUUUUCAACAAUAUGCCAUUUUUUUAAAACUUCUUUGAUUUAUAUUGUGUUUUUAUGAUUGUGCUAGAUGUAUUUUCGCUCAUCUGCAUUGAUUUAAAAUGCCUAUAAUUAUGGUACUACUACUAUUUUAACAAAACAAAGCCUCUCUGAACUAGCAAGUUAAUGUGAUUCUGAAUUAUAUUAUGUGUCAAUUGACAUGCUAACAUGUAGGGUUAACAUUUAGUCUGUGUACUCAGAUACUACCUUGUGAUUAAUGUAAACCCAUACAUUCCUAUCCAUUAACAGGUGUAGAUAAAUUGUUCUACCUAAUGUCUGUGUGUUUUUUUCCUGAAAGAUUUCAUGUGUACAGUCCAAAUGUCUUCAGUGUGAUUUCUCAUAUUGAAUACCUUGUAAUUUGGUUAGCAUGUCUAUUUACACAUGCAGUGAUAGUCCCAUAUUAUCUUACUGAGACUGUAAGUUAAGUUGAUGUCGAAACGAAAUGUGCCAAAGAAUAUGGUUGUCCAUUAAAUUCAUCAUGAUGACAUAGUUAUAGGAGAAAUAAUGACAAGACAUGUAAGGGCGAAACAUCUGGACUUAUUUCAAAUUUUUACUGUUGAUGGAUUGUUUGUGUAAUCUGAAGAAAAAAUUGAUGUGUUCAUUAUUUAAUGAGAGUUGUAAGGUCUAGUAAGGCCUGAGUCUCUAAUUUGUAUAAAGUUGAUCUAAUCUGUUUGCUUGUGGAGAGUACCAAACACAACAUACUUUGUUUGCUAUGGGAAGGAACCCUUAGGGUAUGUGCUGCUAUUUUAAUUGACAAAAUGACACUCUUUUCAUUGAGUUUAGUGUGUUUUCAAAUCUUCAUUGUUAGAAUUUUCGUUUUUCAUCUAGGAAAAAAUAUGAAAGACCAAUAAAUGGCUUCAGAGAGAAUAGAAAUCUAUGUCAUUCUAUUUUCUUGCCAUGCAACUAUGUAAAACAGAGGAUUUGCUUUAUGAUAUGAUUCUGCUUAAUUGCCAGUCUGCUAUGACAGGGACCAGUCCUGAACAACUUUUGCCUUCAACAGUUUUCAGGAAUCAGCUUGGCUGCCAAGGAUGAACAUAACACCUGCAGUCUACAAUAUACAUAGAUUUGGCGCCUUUCCUAGAAUCAAUGGCACAUAAAGAUUACAAGGAAGUACAAGUGUCUUCUCCUCUGGAAUUUUCUUGAAGUCAGUUUCUAUUUACAACUCCUAAAUUGUCUUUAUUCUAAUUAGUCUGCUCUUUGUCAAACAGGCAUUUAUUCAAACAUUAAUCAAAGAUGAGUGUUGUUGAAAACAACUAAAUUUGUAAGCACUAUCUUAGCAUAUCUCACACCUUCUUUUUAGAUCCGUUCAGGUAUGUUGGUCUGAUAAUAUGUAUCAGACUGAGCCCCAUUCCUCUGUGGAACAUAUUACUAUUCUCAGUGUAUUUCUUAAUAAUUAAGAAUUAUGUGUAUAAAUAUGACAGCAAUAUGUAUGUCUAUAGCUGGUACAAUGACUUACUCUUGCAUUCUGUUUAUAUUAUUCUUAUGUUCUGUUUUUAAUUCUCUGUGAUAUUGGUUUGGAUUGAAUAGAAAUUCAUACUGAGUGGAUGUCUAAAUACUUUGAAAUGCGACCUCAGAUGUGACAUUUGCUAAAUAAUUUUCAGUAUAUUUUGUUUGCUGUGCAAAGUUUUAAAUCCAAAGGAAUGUUAAUUGAUUUUAAAUGGCUGUGACACUAAUUGUGGAGGUCUACUUCCCAUUUUUCUUGCCCAUUCUGAUCCACAUCUGAAGCUCCUUAGUUUUGAUGUGGGCUUUCUGUCUCUUUUUUUUUUUUUUGUUAACAGAUAAUUUUACUGUUGAUGAGAGCACUUUCUCUACAGGCCGAAAUCGACCAAACUAAUUUAAUUAGGCAGUGUUAUUUUCCUUAAAUUAUAACAUCAGAAGCAGACUAUUGUUUUCUGGAUUGGACAAAUGAAAAUGCCAAGGAGAUUCCAUAUGAGGGUAGCAAUGUCACAUCAUAUCAGUUAAGAGGGAGAUGAGGAAUCCCUUUGUUCCGUUUGAAAUCUAAUAUAGCUAUGUUAUUAGAUUCCUUGUGCAGCUUUCCUUUUUUUGUUGGGACAGCAAUGAAUGUGAUCCUACUUAAGAGGGAAGGAAGGACCAUUUCUAAGCCUGUGGGGUCCUGCUCCUCUACUGUCAAAGCUUUUAUAUUGGCUUGGUAUUCAAACCCAGCCACAUUACUUGCUCAUGCUUGUCCUGUUUUCAAUGUAAAUAGAUGCACUUCAAAGCAAUCUUUCAACACAUAUAUUACCAAAGAUAAAUGUACUAAUAUAAUUUGUGUGUGUUCAUGUUUGAUGAAGUAUGUGAAGAAGUGAGAAUUAUGUUUAAUUCAUUCAUACCAAAAAUACAUGCUGAGUUUGGUGGAAACAGAUGGAAAAUUAGUAUGUGCUAAUCUUUUUUUUUUUCUGUAUCAAUAAAAAGACUUGUUAAGACAUGCG